Messenger RNA from Neoarthrinium moseri, 477 nucleotides. RefSeq lists its product as uncharacterized. Lineage: Eukaryota; Fungi; Ascomycota; Sordariomycetes; Amphisphaeriales; Apiosporaceae. Gene Ontology annotation, biological process: RNA catabolic process. The coding region runs from base 1 to 477 and encodes 158 amino acids. The transcript is spliced from 3 exons. The record is from RefSeq and is a predicted model, not a curated record. Gene Ontology annotation, cellular component: ribonuclease H2 complex.
AUGUCGCAACACAUGCUCACCAUCGCCUCGCACGAAGCAAAAGCCAAGGAUGCUCGAGUGCACCUGCUGCCCUGCCGGAUACACCAUGACGGCGACGUCGAUUCGGCGGCUCCGUACUGGAGCCCGGCCGAGAACUCAGAUGGAUCCAAGGUCGCGUAUCUGAGGGGGAGGAAGCUCCGCGGCAAGGCCGUGACGCUGCCAGAAGGCUACUACGGCUCAGUCGCCGAAAAGGGGGACAAGAAACGUGAGAUCCCCGGUGAGGACGGGAUGGACCGGGACGCAGACGUCGAGGAGCUGCCGGAGGCCAUCGAAGUAGCGCGGCUGAAUGGCAAAGCACAAUUCGACGAGUUUGUCAUAUGGGGCCAUGAGUCGACAGCCGACUCGAGCGCGGACCCGUAUGUGAGGAGCAUAGAGGAAUGGGUAUCAUUCGCGGAGCAGAUCCACGCGUACCCCUCGUCACGAGACGAGUGCAAGUAG